AUAAUCGAGCUCCGGUGGUCUUGUGUGCGGAAACCGGAAACUAUUAGUCAGCUGCUGGGAAGCUGAAUGUGUUUAUCUCUAAAUAAGAUUCAUGGCUAAAGCCGUCAGUUGUUAAGGUGUUCAUUACUCGGCUGGAGUGGCAAGUUUCUGGAAACAGUUGAACGGCAGUUCUUUGGAAAAUCUUAUACAGACUGUGAAGAUGAAGUCUGCGUUUCUUCUCGAGGCCCUCUCUUUGGCUUGUUUUGUGCUUUUAAACCAAGUGACAGCGAAGAAUUCUGAAGACAUCCGUUGUAAAUGCAUCUGUCCGCCAUACAGAGAGUUUCCGGGGCAAAUCUACAAGCAAAAUGUCUCUCUCAAAGACUGUAACUGUCUCCAUGUUGUUGAACCCAUGCCUGUUGAGGGAAAAGAUGUGGAGGCGUACUGUUUACGCUGCGAGUGUAAAUAUGAAGAGAGGAGCUCAAGGACCAUUAAGGUUACCAUCAUAAUGUACCUCUCCAUUUUGGGCCUGCUGCUGCUCUACAUGGUCUACCUGACUCUCUUGGAGCCCAUGUUGAAGAGGCGUCUGUUUGGACAUUCACAGCUUAUCCAAAAUGAUGAUGAUGUUGGGGACCAGCAGCCUUUUGCCAACGCUCACAAUGUGUUGUCCCGUUCCCACUCUCGACCCAACAUGCUGAACAAAGUGGAGCAUGCCCAGCAGCGCUGGAGGAGGCAGGUCCAGGAACAGAGGAAGUCUGUGUUUGACCGUCAUGUUGUUCUCAGUUAAACUGCCCUGCGAGCAAGAGUUCCUGCUGGAGAAAAAAACAAACAAAAAAAACACUGUGACAGAGACCUCAAUUUAUAUUGCGUCCUUUCUCUCAUUUGCGGUUUGUAUCUCAUCAAGUGUUACACUUCACAGGUGAACGUAGUGAAGAAAUCUGGAUCUGAAGAGAAAUCUGAAUUCCCUGUAAAAUGUAUAAUCAAAACUGUGAGCUCUUAUUUAGUCUGCAGGCAACACAAGAGAUUACAAUUAAUUCAUUUUUGCACAAUCUCAAAUGAACAGUCUUAAAUCGCAUUUUUUUACAAAUGCAGAAUUUACUCUCUGCCUGCUGUCUAAUUUGCUGAAGUGCCAAGUCACCAGAGAAUUUGCAAUGAAGAAUUUGAUGUUAGAGACUAAUAAAUGUGAUAAUAAAAACAUAUUUCAAGUGAAUAUUUCAUAACAUUUUCAAACGUUUUCUGGCCACGGUCUCGGGUGGAGUCCUAUCUGUCCAAAGCUGUCUGUCACAUUUACAAGCCAAAAAGGCUUUCACAGUGAAACAUCCAGAUGUUGGUGAACUGGAUAACUGGCUCAGCCUCCUGGCUGCGGUGAGGAUCUGUUAACAUGUAGCAGGUGGCUAAUUUCCACCCCAAAACUGAUAUAACUCGAAACUACUGCUCUCACCACAGGGGAAAGGAAAACAGUGAACAAGUAUACAAUAUAAAUCUGUCAGCCUUCUUUGAAAGUGCAUGUUUUAUAAUGAAUCUUUUAUAAAUGUGAUUUGAAUCCUUUAUUCCUACGUCUGAUCACUGGUGUGAAAUCCAUCAUAUAGCACAUUACAUUAACUUUCAUAUUUCGAAGUAGUUUCACAAAACCUUGUUGCAGAAAUCGAUGCAAUCUGUUUGAUGCUCUUGUAAUCGUUGCGCUAUUGAUCCUCGUCUGUUGAAGAUCCUCUUGAAAUCGGUACACUCUUUAACUUCCUAAUCUAAUGAAUAGUCUUUUAUUUUGCCACUUCUAUGUGCUUGGUCUAAAAUCUGUUCCAUUACGAAGGUCUUUGUUGACUGUCAGGCAGCAGUAGUAUGAUAGAGUGGUGUUAUUCUGAUUGCAAACAGGUUUAUUUUUUGUAUAGGUGGGCUGUGUACAGACCUAUGAAAGUGUUCUUAACUAUUGUAUAUGUUAUACCUUUAACUUUGAAAUAAAUGUAUGUAUUAUU
This is a messenger RNA of Etheostoma spectabile (orangethroat darter), 1946 nucleotides long. It is a transcript of the gene tmem9b, whose product is annotated as TMEM9 domain family, member B. The record is from RefSeq and is a predicted model, not a curated record. Gene Ontology annotation, biological process: positive regulation of canonical NF-kappaB signal transduction. Bases 200 to 763 code for a protein of 187 amino acids. Gene Ontology annotation, cellular component: lysosomal membrane. The transcript is spliced from 5 exons. Lineage: Eukaryota; Metazoa; Chordata; Actinopteri; Perciformes; Percidae.